CGGAGGUGCCAAAGUGCGCUCGCUUUUGGACUGUAUACGUAUAUAGACGACAGAGCUGUCAAUGUACUUGUCCCGAGAUUCUAUCGAGUCUCUUGAUAAAUAUAUAUAUUGUUCUGUUUACAUCCUGUGUAUAUAACCGAUGAAAAAAAUGUUACAUCAAAAUUGUAUAAAAGGUGUAUAUCCAUUGAGCUGUAUAAAUAGAUUCAACGUACUUGUUGAUAAGAUUCCGUGGAAUGUAGCUUUUCCCGGUUACAAGCCUAAAGAAUAUACCGCGAGUAUCGUAAAUAGUAAAAUUUGGGCUGAUCCGAAUAUUACUGACAAAACAUUUUCACCCCAGUGGAAUUGUGUUGAUGAAAAUGUGAAUCGUCAAAGUUUUAUGGGCUACUAUACAUUAGACGAACAAGGUUAUCCACUCAAUCCAAUCGGUCGUACAGGCUUGAAGGGCAGAGGUCUCUUGGGGCGAUGGGGACCAAAUCAUGCAGCUGAUCCAAUUAUCACUCGCUGGAAACGCAAUGGUACAGGUGCUCUGGAGAUUGACAGAGUCACAGGAAAGCCAAUACUCCAAUUUGUAUCCAUAUUAAGAUGCGAUUCUGGAAAAUGGGCAAUACCUGGUGGCAUGGUCGAUGGUGAUGAGACCAUAUCGACAACGCUCAAAAGAGAAUUCAUAGAAGAAACUAUGAAUGCACUGAAUAAAAGUGAAACGGAAUUACAGUGGCUUAAAACACUAGUAGAGAACUUUUUUGAACAUGGUAAAGAAAUUUACAAAGGUUAUGUGGAUGAUCCAAGGAAUACAGACAAUGCUUGGAUUGAAACAUUUGUGAUGAAUUUCCAUGAUGAUAAUGGUAAUACUGUUGCUAAUAUGAUCCUUGAAGCGGGAGAUGAUGCAGCGAAUGUACAAUGGACGGACAUCGAUAGACAACUCAAAUUAUACGCUAAUCACGUAGAAUUUAUCCAAGAGGUUGCUUAUUUUCGAAACGCUCACUGGUGAAUAACGCACUCACAUGUUUAUCAACGUUGAUCAAUAUUAUGUCCAGACUCUAUUCAGUUUCCCCACUGUAAACUCGUGCUAGAGUAUACGGCAAUACUGACUGGAAUUAGCUGAUGCGAUUUUCAAUUAUUCGUGAAUGAGUCUCGAGAAAUUAAAAAUUUCACGCCCCA
Messenger RNA from Venturia canescens, 1158 nucleotides. Its product is annotated as ADP-ribose pyrophosphatase, mitochondrial. Bases 140 to 988 code for a protein of 282 amino acids. Gene Ontology annotation, molecular function: ADP-ribose diphosphatase activity. NCBI's taxonomy places the organism in Eukaryota, Metazoa, Arthropoda, Insecta, Hymenoptera, Ichneumonidae. The record is from RefSeq and is a predicted model, not a curated record. The transcript has 2 exons.